Messenger RNA from Spodoptera frugiperda (fall armyworm), 1163 nucleotides. RefSeq lists its product as uncharacterized. NCBI's taxonomy places the organism in Eukaryota, Metazoa, Arthropoda, Insecta, Lepidoptera, Noctuidae. The transcript has 4 exons. The record is from RefSeq and is a predicted model, not a curated record. Bases 215 to 1150 code for a protein of 311 amino acids. Gene Ontology annotation, molecular function: methyltransferase activity.
UCCUUGACAGAAGAUAAACGUCAAACGGUCAAAUAAUCAAAUAGCUACAAGUGCUAAAUGGCAUGGUUAUAGUUUAAUAUUUGCAUUAUUUUGUUACUUUGGUGUAUCAAACCCUGUAAAAUUAUACAACUUUUAAACUCUCAAUUUGUUUUGAAAAGGAAAGCUCGGAACAGGGUAUUGCUGACUCCCCAGUAAUAUAAUAAAUACAACAAAAAUGUCUGAGGAUAAUGUAGUAAAUGUAAAACACCGUAUGUUAGAAUUAUUUUCUGAUAUGGAUGAAGCUGAUAUUGAAACGAUUGAACAAUGGAUAAGUAAUCAAUCAUACAGAAAGGAUUUGGAACGUUUAAAAGCAUUGAAAAGUUCACAGAAAACACUCGUAAAAAUAGCGAACUCUAUUAAGAAAAUUGUGCCAUUUGAAGCAGAGAUGCCAUCAGAAGUAAUAAAACCACCAACAGUUGGAAAUCAAACAGAUUGCAAUGAAACUAACACAUGCCAUGUGGAUGAAUUCUUAUAUGAUGAUAACGAAGUCGAAAAACUUAUUAAAAAAGGGAAACUGAAAAAAUACUAUUGUACAAAUUGUAACCAUCGGGAUGUCCAAGAACUGAUAUACAUUUCACAUUCAAUGUCCUGUCAAGCUCUACAAUACAUAUUCAAAGUUCUGCUUCCAAGUGAUUUAGAAGAAAAACAAAUUUUGGAUGUUGGUUCUAGAUUAGGUGCAGUUUUAUAUGGUGCUUACUAUUUAUCAAAUGUGGGAACUAUCAUUGGUGUAGAAAUGAAUCAGGAAUGUUGUGAUGUACAAAGGAGAAUCAUUGAACAGCAUUCAAUGGAUACUAACAGAAUAAGAGUAGUUCACUCGGAUGUAAUGGAAAGGAGUGAUCUUGUAACAAACUCUAAUAUUAUUGUAAUCAAUAUAUUAGAAUUCUUUGUUGAUAAUGAAAAACAUAAAGAAAUGUGGUAUUUCUUCAGAAAAUAUAUUAAGAAAGGAAGUUAUCUUGUUUGCAACAGAAGUAUGACUGACACAUUUGUAAAUUUAGAUAUAUUUGAAGAAUUCAUGAAUUGGUUAAGUGUUUGUAAACCACAUCAAAUAGAAAAUGAAAUACUUUUUGAUAUUGAGGAUUAUAAUGAUUUGUACUUGUACACUGUUAAUUAAAUAAUAUGUAACA